CGCGAGCUUUGUCAGUAAGAGUUGACUGAAAUGUCAGAGCUGUGCAAUUCACAGGCGGGGCGGCUGCUGCAUCCCGCUUUUCCCCGAAGUAUUCCAUGACUGCCACUUUGCAAACUUCGCCAUCCAUUUCUGCAGUGAUUCCGACAUCAACAUGCCGACCCAGCAGCGCACCACCAUCACGCAGUCCCAGUUCUGCCUGUGCUUUCUUGCGCUCUGCACGCUUUUUGGGAAGUCACGCACUGAAGAAGACUUCGUAGUCACAACCAAGAGUGGAAAAGUACGGGGGCUCAGCCUGCCUGUUCUGGGUGGCACGGUGACUGCCUUCCUCGGGAUCCCCUAUGCACAGCCUCCUCUUGGUAGGCUAAGAUUCAAAAAGCCACAGCCGUUAAACAGGUGGUCUGGCAUUCAGAAUGCUACCAAAUAUGCGAAUUCGUGUUAUCAGAACAUAGAUCAAACCUUCCCAGGCUUCCCCGGGUCAGAAAUGUGGAAUCCGAACACGAACCUCAGUGAAGACUGCUUGUAUCUGAAUGUUUGGAUUCCAGCACCCAAACCGAAAAAUGCCACUGUCAUGGUAUGGGUUUAUGGUGGUGGCUUUCAAACUGGGACGUCCUCUCUGCCUGUUUAUGAUGGGAAAUUUCUAGCACGGGUUGAAAGAGUUAUUGUAGUUUCAAUGAACUAUAGGUUAGGUGCCCUUGGAUUUCUAGCUUUACCUGGAAAUUCUGAGGCUCCGGGGAACGUGGGCUUAUUUGAUCAACAGUUGGCACUUCAAUGGGUCCAAAGAAACAUAGCCGCCUUCGGAGGGAAUCCUAAAAGUGUAACACUUUUUGGGGAAAGUGCAGGAGCAGCUUCAGUGAGCUUACAUUUGCUUUGUCCCCAAAGCUACCCCUUGUUUACCAGAGCCAUUCUGCAAAGUGGGUCCUCUAAUACCCCCUGGGCAGUGAAGUCUCCUGAAGAAGCCAGAAACGGGACUUUGGCCUUAGCUAAAUUUACUGGCUGCUCAAAGGAGAACGACACGGAGAUGAUUGAAUGCCUUCAAAAUAAAGAUUCUCAGGAAAUUCUGGUGAAUGAAAGGUUCGUUGUCCCCUCUGAUUCCCUCUUAGCGAUAAAUUUCGGUCCAACGGUAGAUGGUGAUUUUCUCACUGAUAUGCCCCACACACUGCUCCAACUUGGACAAGUGAAAAAAACUCAGAUCUUAGUGGGUGUUAACAAAGAUGAAGGCACAGCUUUUCUAGUGUAUGGUGCUCCUGGUUUCAGCAAAGAUAACGACAGUCUCAUCACUCGGAGGGAAUUCCAAGAAGGAUUAAAUAUGUAUUUCCCAGGAGUGAGCAGCUUGGGCAAGGAAGCAAUCCUUUUCUACUAUGUGGACUGGUUAGGUGACCAGACGCCGGAAGUCUACCGAGAUGCCUUGGACGAUAUUAUUGGAGAUUACAACAUAAUUUGCCCUGCGUUGGAGUUUACCAAGACAUUUUCAGACCUUGAAAACAAUGCCUUUUUCUACUAUCUCGAACACCGAUCUUCCAAAGUUCCUUGGCCUGAGUGGAUGGGAGUGAUGCAUGGCUAUGAAAUCGAGUUUGUCUUCGGCUUACCUCUGGAACGGAGAGCUAAUUAUACGAGAACUGAGGAAAUGUUGAGUCGAUCCAUAAUGAAGCUGUGGGCAAAUUUUGCAAAAUAUGGACAUCCCAAUGGGACCCAGACCAAUAGCACACUGUGGCCUCUCUUCACAAGCACUGAACAAAAAUACCUAUCCUUGAAGACAGAAAAAUCAACAAUAAACUCUAAACUUCGUGCUCCACAAUGCCAAUUUUGGAAUCUAUUUUUUCCUAAAGUCGUGGAAAUGACAGGAAAUAUUGAUGAAACAGAACAAGAGUGGAAAGCAGGAUUUCAUCGCUGGAGCAAUUAUAUGAUGGACUGGAAAAAUCAAUUUAACGAUUACACUAGCAAGAAAGAGAGUUGUAUGGGACUCUAAUUAAUAGAUUUACCCUUUAUAGAAUGUUCAUUUUCCUGUAGAUGAAGGCAAAAAUACCAGUAGCUCUCUCCACAUAUAUCAAGAAUGCUAUUAUACAACAGAGAGAGAAAUGUCAGAGGGGAAUAUUGAUUCUUCACAUCUUUCACUUAGUAUUUUACCUAAUAUUUCAGAACCAAGUAAUUAGAAGUUGUUUUCUUAAUUUACAGAAUAUGAACUUUGAGAAUUAUGUGUAUAUUAAUACAACAUGCUGUUCUGAUCUUACUUUCCUGAACAUCGUCACAGUUUUUACCUAGCAAGUGCAUUCUCUGUUUUUAUUCACUACCAUAUUUUCAGAAAUAUACAUGUAUACAUACAUACAUAUAUAUAUAUAUAUAUAUAUAUAUAUAUAUAUGCACCUUGAAAAACUGAAUGGGAUUUUGAAGCACUGAAUGUCAUAGUUUAUACAGUGUGUCCUACAAUUUAUUUAUAAACCUAGUGUUAAUAUGAAAUUGUAAAACAACAAAAUUUGUCUAGUCAUGUAUAGAGAGGUAAGAGUGAAUAUAAAAAUAAGAGCCAUAGUAUAUAUGGGAAAAGUUAUAGUGAAAUAAAAUAUGACCAUCACAAACACAA
Messenger RNA from Mesocricetus auratus (golden hamster), 2575 nucleotides. RefSeq names its product butyrylcholinesterase (gene Bche). Gene Ontology annotation, cellular component: plasma membrane. Gene Ontology annotation, biological process: acetylcholine catabolic process; choline metabolic process. Gene Ontology annotation, molecular function: acetylcholinesterase activity. The transcript is spliced from 4 exons. Bases 152 to 1966 code for a protein of 604 amino acids. Lineage: Eukaryota; Metazoa; Chordata; Mammalia; Rodentia; Cricetidae. The record is from RefSeq and is a predicted model, not a curated record.